UCGAAUGGUAACACCAUAAGAUUUCAUUCAGAAUCAAAAGUUGGAAGUACAUACUUAAUACAUGUAAAUAGUACCAUGUGAAAGUACUGCUGAAGAAGUUUCAUUUGAAUGGUAACACCAUAGGAUUUCAUCCACAGACUCAAAAGAUAGAACUACAUACUAACUAAAUAGUACCAUGUGAAAGUACUGCUGAAGAAGUUUCAUUUGAAUGGUAACACCAUAGGACAUCAUCCACAGACUCAAAAGUUGGAACUACAAACUGAAUAAGUAGUAUGAAGCCUUUUCAUCUUUACUUUCACAUUGUUCGAAUGGUAACACCAUAAGAUUUCAUUCAGAAUCAAAAGUUGGAAGUACAUACUUAAUACAUGUAAAUAGUACCAUGUGAAAGUACUGCUGAAGAAGUUUCAUUUGAAUGGUAACACCAUAGGAUUUCAUCCACAGACUCAAAAGAUAGAACUACAUACUAACUAAAUAGUACCAUGUGAAAGUACUGCUGAAGAAGUUUCAUUUGAAUGGUAACACCAUAGGACAUCAUCCACAGACUCAAAAGUUGGAACUACAAACUGAAUAAGUAGUAUGAAGCCUUUUCAUCUUUACUUUCACAUUGUUCGAAUGGUAACACCAUAAGAUUUCAUUCAGAAUCAAAAGUUGGAAGUACAUACUUAAUACAUGUAAAUAGUAUCAUGUGAAAGUACUGCUGAAGAAGUUUCAUUUGAAUGGUAACACCAUAGGAUUUCAUCCACAGACUCAAAAGUUAGAACUACGUACUAAAUAAAUAGUACCAUGUGAAAGUACUGCUCAAGAGGUUUCAUUUGAAUGGUAACACCAUAAUACUUCAUCCACAAAUCAAACUGAAAUAGAGCUGUGUUAAAUGAUUUGUGGCCGGCCUGCGAUUUAAUACUGAAUUUAACAGUCUCGGUGUGUGGUUUUGUUAUUAUUUUUGUUUUGUUUUGUUUUCAGAGCUAAAGAACCUGCAAGUACAUGGCUCGAACGAUGGUAAGGUUACCUGGUAAAAAGAAAAUCGUGCCCACUCUUAUAAACGCCCCUGUCUGAUAGACAGGGUAGUUGUCUCGCUUAGAUGGCCACAUAAAGUGGCGUCGAAACGCAGGCAUAUUACUAUAGAAAUCUAGGGCGUUGUCAUGUAAUUUCUGUUUUCAAAACCCUCUUUGUUCUACUCCUUUUCCGUUUCUUUUUUUUAGAAUGUCAAAAUUACAAAAACCUGACGAGUGCUGACCGAAACGUGAAUUAUGGUAAAAGCGGCGUCGAAUGUGAUGCAGAUAUUGUUCCUGGGUGGUUUCGGUAUCAAGGCGAGGCAGGAACACAGAUGGCAACUACAUGCCCAACACACUGGAGCUGUAACAGUAAUGCGCAUGGCUGGAUGAAGGGGGAGCUGCCCUCACUGGCAGAUGGACGGGUCACCAGGAUGGCCUGUUUCCAAUUUAAUAAUCAGUGUUGUUUCUACUUCAAAUAUAUUCAAGUUAGAAAUUGCGGUGAAUACUAUGUUUACUAUCUCAAUGGCACACCAGAUAACAAGUGCUACGUCCGCUACUGCGGUAGCGAUUGA
This is a messenger RNA of Porites evermanni, 1564 nucleotides long. Lineage: Eukaryota; Metazoa; Cnidaria; Anthozoa; Scleractinia; Poritidae. The record is from the annotation of a GenBank genome assembly.